AGUCGGUUGUCAGAUGUCAGUUGUCCUUGUCCUUGGUUGUUGUCAAAGUGUCAUGAGCCUUCGUCCGAUUUAAUUUAUGAAUAGUAGGUACAUAUUCAAUAUUUAAAUUAAAUUUAAAUAAUAUUAUGUAUAUAAAAUAGGUACUAUUGAGUAUAAUGUGAAAACCUGAUGUUACCAUACAAAGAGGGCGAUGUAUUCGUUGGAAGUACGAGAAUUUGUCAGCAAUGGAGCUGUUUUAAUAACAAUUUUGCAAUUUUUAUCUGGAAUCCUCGUUUGUAAGCAAUAUGUGCUUAAUCGUACAACAGCAGAAGCAUCGCCUUUACCUUUUGUAUUCGGCGCUAUUUCUGCUGGUUUAUGGAUUCUGUAUGGGUCAACAAAGCCUGACAAUAAAAUAAUAUUUGUGAAUGUUGUUGGUGUUCUGUUGAUGAUUGGCUACAUAAUAGUAUUCUAUAUAUAUACUAUCAAAAAGUCAUCUCUUGUGAAAAUUAUUAUUGCCACUGCAGUAUGUAUUUUCUUUCUCCUUUGGUAUGUUUCCUUAGAAGAGGACAAUGAGAUACUAUUGAGCCGACUAGGUCUAUUAGCAUGCUCUCUGACGCUACUUACAGUUGCUGCACCACUAAGUAAAUUUUUUUAUGUGCUGAAAGUGAAGUGCACCGAUUGUUUGCCUUUUCCCAUGAUAUUGAUGUCAUUCUUUGUAUCUGCUAUGUGGUUUUUCUAUGGAUUGCUAGAAGAAGAUGUGUAUAUAACGACUCCAAAUUUCAUUGGUGGGUCACUGGCAGCUCUGCAGUUGUCUCUCUUUUUAAUUUUUCCUCACAAGCCAGUAUUACAAGGUUCAUCCAAAAGUAUAUUGGCAUAAAAUGCCAAUUAAAUUAUAAACAAAAGUAUAAUAUUUGAUGAUAGCAGUGUAAUAAGUGUAAAACUAUCAAAGAGUAGGCUAGUUUACUGUGUUUAAUAUUAAUCAGGAAGUAUAAACAAAUAUCUGUUCAACUUUAAAUUGUAUUUAACAUAAUACUGAACUAGUAUGUAUCAUAAGUAGUAAUUACAAAGUCUAUUUUUGUGAAAACUGUAAAUAUGUAAUACUUUAUAACACAUUAUAAUAUGGUUAUGGUUAUUUUAGUGGGGCUGAAUUAAUUAAUCCUAAAUGGGUUAUUUCAGAGAUAUUUAAAUUUUACAUUUUGGAACAAUUUAACAGUUGUGCCACCAGAUUUGAAAGAUAAAUUAUAAACAUGUAAAUUGUCCUAUUCUUGGGGAUAAGCAUAUUGCACUAUUGUGUUAGAUCAUAUUUGUUUUCCAUUGUAUUACUUUUGUGUUGCUCUAUAAGUUUUGUGUAGUUUAUGUUCUGGAUGUUUGCAUUUUGUUUGUCUUGUCAUAAUUUAAUUUAAUUUAUUGAAGAUUUCUUUUAUUUAGAUUUUUUUUUAAUGGAGUUGAUCUCAUAACUCGUGAAACAUAAAUGUUUUAUUUAUUUGUCCUAAUAUUUAUUUAAAAUAUUAUUCUCAUAGUAAUUAUAGGUUGUGAUGUUACUUUCUAUGUUUGGUUUAGUGAGACCGAGCGCAUGGCCAUAACGGGAAUGUUUAAUUAUUGGCUAUGAGUUCUACAUUUGACAAAUAAUGUAAAAUUACUUGAAUGGAAUUUGAAUUUUGAUCCCCAAGUUUUUUAAAUUAAUGUGUAGCACAAAUUUCAUAGCAGUAAACAUGUCUAUUGCAUAAGGUUUUUCUGAACAUAAUUUAGUUUCACAAUUUAUUUGUAAAUUGUAACUGUAACAUUUCGUUAAAUUAAUCAAUUGAAUUAAGUAUAGUCUUAUAUAACUAUGUCUAAAUUGCCAAUGUAAAUUGACAUGAUGGUUUAGUGUUAUAAAUUAAGACGAUACUAAUUAUAACAAUAUUAUAAUUAUUAAACACAUGUGCGUAUAAUGUAUUCAUAGUCACGAAUAUAUGAAUGAAAGUCGGCCUCGAACAAUCUCGAAGGUUCUCUAAUGAUGAGAUCAAUGUGCUCAUGAGAACUUUGUAUAAUUAUUUGCAUUGAUAUGUAUAUGUACUUAAAUAAUCCAUAUUGACCUAAAAUGUUUAUGAGACUAGGUGUAAGGUCAGUACAAAUUAGUGUUUCCAUGAGUGGUAUAUUUCAGUAUUGUGACCCUUGAUAUGCAAAUUAAAAAUAUAUCGUUUACCUACAUAAGUGUGUUCAAAACAAGUCGUCAUUAUUUCAAUAAAUUUUUGUGAAUGCCUAAUGAUGCAA
This is a messenger RNA of Manduca sexta (tobacco hornworm), 2232 nucleotides long. RefSeq names its product sugar transporter SWEET1 (gene slv). Lineage: Eukaryota; Metazoa; Arthropoda; Insecta; Lepidoptera; Sphingidae. Bases 191 to 856 code for a protein of 221 amino acids. Gene Ontology annotation, molecular function: sugar transmembrane transporter activity. The transcript is spliced from 5 exons. Gene Ontology annotation, biological process: carbohydrate transport. The record is from RefSeq and is a predicted model, not a curated record. Gene Ontology annotation, cellular component: membrane.